AUGCCGCAUCAGCCGACAAUCGUCGGUUUUCCACGUCGCUGCUCUUCCGACCUAACGGGCGAUGACAUCCAGCGACGGAAGGGUGAAAAGAGAGAGGUCCUCCCGGGCGGAGGCAUCAUUGGACGCACUCUGGCAGAGUGGACACGCAAACGAGCUGCGCACAAGGCCACUGGGCGCCGG
Messenger RNA from Dibothriocephalus latus, 180 nucleotides. The record is from the annotation of a GenBank genome assembly. Lineage: Eukaryota; Metazoa; Platyhelminthes; Cestoda; Diphyllobothriidea; Diphyllobothriidae.